Messenger RNA from Knipowitschia caucasica, 495 nucleotides. The record is from the annotation of a GenBank genome assembly. Lineage: Eukaryota; Metazoa; Chordata; Actinopteri; Gobiiformes; Gobiidae.
AUGUCAGGGGCCACACAGGUCCCCGUGGCCCGUACGGUGCUUCAGCAGUGUGUGCGGGCCUCGCUGAUGGUGAAGCCCGCAGAGGAGAAGAGCUCAGAGGCGGAGUUCGUGCAGAUUGACAGAGGAAUGGUCAUCUACGUUUGUUUCUUCAAAGGAGCCACAGAGGAAAUCCUGCCAAAGAUGGUGUCCAGUCUGCUGAACCUGCGUGUGUGUGAGACGUCCUCUGGGCAGAUGUCCUCAGUCCUGGAUCUUCCUGGGAGUCUUCUGGUCGUCCCUCAGGCCACGUUAGGAGGCCGAGCCAAAGGCAAAGCCAUGCAGUACCACAACAACAUCCCUAAAGAGCAGGGACUGCGGCUAUACCAGGCCUUCGUGGCUCUGUGCCAGAAGGAACUGGGUCCUAAGGAGAACGUGGGGGUGAAAUCUGGGACCUACGGGAACCGGCAGGUGCUGAACCUAGAAACCAACGGCCCCUACACACACCUGAUGGAGUUCUGA